Messenger RNA from Penicillium waksmanii, 1170 nucleotides. RefSeq lists its product as uncharacterized. The record is from RefSeq and is a predicted model, not a curated record. Bases 1 to 1170 code for a protein of 389 amino acids. The transcript is spliced from 2 exons. NCBI's taxonomy places the organism in Eukaryota, Fungi, Ascomycota, Eurotiomycetes, Eurotiales, Aspergillaceae.
AUGACCCCAUUCUUCGGUAGAGUACGGGCGGCUGUCUCACGCCGGGGAAAGCGAGCAUCCUCAUUCAAUAUAGGACCCAGGGAGUCACUCUGGAAGCGAAUUCCGGUUAAUGUUCUUGUGGUGCUGCUAGCGUUCUGUGAGAUCGACGAUAUUGCUAGUCUCACUCUGACCUGUCGGUUAUUGCACCACCGGAUUUCAAAGAAUGAAUUCAUGAUCGCACAGACAUAUCUCAACCGACGCAGGCAGAAGUGGACCAGGCAAAACGAAGAUGAUGCUGGCCUUUCGCCAGGUGAUGAUUUAACCUUUAUCUCCGAGCUUUUCCCACCCCCACCGCCUCAAUAUGCUGUGGGCGAGCACUACCACGGUGAUGCCGAGUAUUCACUGGCAUAUCUCGCCGAUCUCAAGAGAUGUUGGACGACCUGCAUACAGCUAUCCUAUUACCUGGCCGAUCAUGCAGUUCGCCAUCAUCUAGAGACAGACGCCAUUGCGCGCCCACUCUGGCUUUCGUCCAAAACGGAGAAGGAAUUUAUUUACAGUAAAGCUGUGGAAGCAACCCAAGCAAAACUUCUACAUUCUGUGGCUUACGCCAUAUUCUUUCUCGAGUCCUCUGCAGCCGAGGGCCCAGUAUGGGAUAUACCUGUAUCUGACCAGCUUAUCAAUCUCUCUAGCUCUGUUGGAAAACAACAAAAGAUCCUCGAAGGACCACCAUUCAACGAUACGCAAAUUCUUAUUUCGACUCAGCACUGCAUGCAACUGCUAUGCUCUACUGUCCGACGACUCAUGAACCCAGAUUUCCCCUAUUCCUCCUCGGAAAGCUGGAUGAGUCUUCUUCUUUUAACAUCGACCUUGGAGCGCGUCGUUCAAUUCUUCAAAGCAGUCGCAAUGGACGAAGAUAAGAAGGAUAGAAUGUCACCACACUCAGGUUGGUCCCACCGCAAAGAGUUCAUGUGGCAGAUGCGCGAUGAUCUAGGUCACUACCUAGCUUCCACCGGUCUGUCCACUACCGGUCUACCAGCGAUCCAACCGAAACUUGAUCAUAUUUGGUUUGGCGCUGCGUAUCGCGAAUUGGCCGAGCGAGGAGCAAUCCCGCAUUUGGCCGAUGAACCAGUUCCCAUCCUUCAUGGAUCUACAAUAGACCUCCGCUGUAUACAUUGCUGGGAGGAGGGCUAG